GGUUGACCGUGUCCCACUUCAGUUUAUAGUGAGGUAACAAAGUUUAGAAAGGAGAAGAGCGCGUCAACGUCAGACUUGAAAAAAUAAAAGAGUCUAGCGGAAGACAAAUUUGUACCGCUGCCCAAAAAUAAGGACAUUUGAAAAAUACAUAGUACAAAGUCUGGGACAACUUGUGACAAACACCGUUCAGGAAUUAUUUGGGACUUAUUUGGAGCAAACAUAUUUCCACAGGACCGAGGAAACUUCAUCAUCACAAAUAAAGUUCAUCAUGGCAGAGACGGCAGCAGCACCAGCCCAGAAGGCAAAAAAGGCGAAAGCCCCCAAGAAAGCCGCGUCGCAUCCUAAAUAUUCGGAAAUGAUCAAAUCAGCUGUCCACGCGGACAAAAAUCGCGGGGGUGCGUCUAGACAAUCCAUCCAGAAAUAUAUUAAAAGCCAUUACAAGGUAGGGGACAACGCCGAUUCUCAGAUUAAACUGUCUCUCAAGAGGCUUGUCGCCACUGGGGUCCUGCGCCAUACCAAGGGCAUUGGGGCUUCGGGGUCCUUCAAACUGGCCAAAGCCGAUGACUCGAAGAAACCACCUAAGCCUAAAGCUGCAGAGAAAGCCAAGAAGAAGCCUAGCAAAGCUGUCAAGCCCAAGAAGGUGGCAAAACCAAAGAAGGUUGCCAAAUCCCCCGUUAAAGCUAAGAAGCCUAAAGUGGCGGAGAAGAAAGUGAAGAAGACGGCAGAAAAGAAGAAAGCUGCACCCAAGCCCAAGAAACCAGCGAAGAAACCCAAGGUCUCAAAACCAGCGAAGGCGAGUAAACCCAAAAAAGUGAAAACUGCGAAACCCAAAGCCAAGCCAGCGGCAAAGAGAGCAGCAAAGAAGAAGUGAAGGAAAACAAACUACAAAGACUUUACUAACCACGGGAGACAAAACUCAUUGUAUAUAGACUUUUGUGAAAAAUGUUUCCCUAUACAGUAUGUUGUUAUUUUUGUAUCAUUUCAUGCAUACUUUAUCCGACCCUUUUUCUAAUUCAUAUCCACCCUGUUGCACUAUUGACAUGUUGAUCCUGUUUAGCGAGGGUCUGAAGUACUAGCAAGUUCUUUUUCUGUGGCUGUAUAUAAUUUAUUAUUACUUUCCACUGAUCCUUCAAAAAUUGUACACUGAAAGACCCAUUACCACCCGUCGUUUGUGACACUAAUCUGGAACUCCGAUUAAUAGUUGGAACGUAUCAAUGGUGUUUUUCCAUGCACGGGAAUUGAUGUUGAAAGUACAAUGAUUUCAAUGGCAAGCUUUGUAGAGCCUCACAAUGUUUAGAACUGUAUAGGCAGUUGACGUCAGCUAGGUCUGAAAGAGUGUGAGUAAUGUUCCAUACAGAUUCUAUGUUGAACAUUUCGAUCACUACAUGAUUC
Molecule: messenger RNA, 1392 nt
Organism: Megalops cyprinoides (Indo-Pacific tarpon)
Lineage: Eukaryota; Metazoa; Chordata; Actinopteri; Elopiformes; Megalopidae
Product: histone H1.0-B
Exons: 1
Coding region: 269-871 (200 amino acids)
Biological process (GO): negative regulation of DNA recombination; chromosome condensation; nucleosome assembly
Cellular component (GO): nucleosome; nucleus
Molecular function (GO): double-stranded DNA binding; nucleosomal DNA binding; structural constituent of chromatin
Source: RefSeq, a predicted model, not a curated record